Cetraspora pellucida is the source of this 154-nucleotide messenger RNA. NCBI's taxonomy places the organism in Eukaryota, Fungi, Glomeromycota, Glomeromycetes, Diversisporales, Gigasporaceae. The record is from the annotation of a GenBank genome assembly.
GCAUAUAGAUCUUUGGCUAGACUUGAUGAAUCACUAAUUCGAGCUAAAGCAAUUUAUGAUAUGAGACAAGAAAUUACAUAUAAUCCAAUUAUUGAAGAGGCUGAUAUUACUGAUCUAAUUAUAGUUUCUAAUAUCAUUACAUCUAUUAGAAAAG